CGCAAUUUGAUGAUUGCUUUGGUUGAAUCCUCGGUCGACGCGCUCGCCGGCGUGUGGCAGGGCUCCCACGACAUGUGGACGUCGCUCUGGAUGCGCGUGUCCAGCAGCGCGUCUGACUUUAACCUGUGGGUCUGGGGCACCCUCAUCUCCCACCUGCUCGUCUUCUGGCUGCUCAACGCAUUCUACUUGACGGUCGACUUGACUCAGAAACCGAAAUGGAUGCUCAAGUUCAAGAUUCAAGACGGACAGAACCAGCCAGUCGACAAGGCGCGCUUGUACAGCGCCAUCAAACGCGCCCUGUUCAACCAGCUCUUCAUGAUGCCAGUGUUUUCGGCAGCGUCGUUUGGACUCGCUCAGGCGCGCGGGAUUGAAUUUGGAACGCCUCUGCCGAGCUUCCAAACCAUCAUUUUCCAUCUCGCAUGCUAUGGCGUUGUGGAGGAAAUCAUGUUCUACUACAGCCACCGCCUGCUGCACUGGGGCGUCCUCUACAAGCGGAUUCACAAGCUGCAUCACGAGUGGACUGCUCCGAUUGGCAUCACGGCCAUUUAUGCGCAUCCCAUCGAGCACCUGCUGUCGAACCUGAUUCCCGUCGCUGCUGGUCCUCUGAUCAUGGGCUCGCACCUCGUCGUGUUCUGGAUUUGGUACUCGCUUGCCAUCUUUGUGACGUGCACCGUGCACUCGGGCUACCAUCUGCCAUUCAUGCCGUCCUCCGAGUUCCAUGAUUUCCACCAUCUCAAGUUUACCAACAACUUUGGCGUGCUGGGCUUCCUUGAUUGGCUUCAUGGCACCGACAAGACUUUCCGGGCGUCCGUGCAGUUCCAGCGCCACUUUACGUCCAUGUCUCCGCGUUCUCUGAAAGAGAUUGUGCCCGACGUGAAGGCCAAGGCUGCGGACGCCAAGUCCAACUGAACGCGUUUCGAUGUGUCGUUGUGUUGGUGGGUUUGAAUUUUUUUGUGGUUUUCGUUUGCCGUCGUUGUUGUGAUGAGCAGCACUGUCAAUAUCUACUUUUCGCCUCUC
Messenger RNA from Capsaspora owczarzaki ATCC 30864, 1017 nucleotides. RefSeq names its product sterol desaturase. The transcript is spliced from 4 exons. The record is from RefSeq and is a predicted model, not a curated record. Bases 10 to 909 code for a protein of 299 amino acids. Gene Ontology annotation, molecular function: iron ion binding; C-4 methylsterol oxidase activity. Lineage: Eukaryota; Filasterea; Ministeriida; Capsasporidae. Gene Ontology annotation, biological process: sterol biosynthetic process.